Messenger RNA from Musa acuminata subsp. malaccensis (wild Malaysian banana), 1201 nucleotides. RefSeq lists its product as uncharacterized. Gene Ontology annotation, cellular component: cytosol. Gene Ontology annotation, molecular function: holo-[acyl-carrier-protein] synthase activity; magnesium ion binding. Lineage: Eukaryota; Viridiplantae; Streptophyta; Magnoliopsida; Zingiberales; Musaceae. The record is from RefSeq and is a predicted model, not a curated record.
CAAAACCUUAAUAUCUCGAUCCAAGUCCGGCCCAAGGAAAUCAUGGCCGGGGCUGUUGCGACACGAUACUUCGCGAAAUGGUAGAAACCAUCAAGAGUUGAUGAUGGGGAUUCUCUUCUCGCGUAUCUUUAUCACCCCCCUCGACUUUGUGGGGGUCGUUACUGGUUCGGGGUCUUGAAAUGGAAAAUGGGGUCAGAAGAUGGUUGGUCAACGUCUCGCAGUGGAAUCCUUCUGAGGCUCAGUUUGCAUCCGUUAUUUCUCUCUUUCCGGUGGAUGAGCAGACAGCCAUCACCAGGUACAUAAAGUUCGAGGACAAGAAACGGGCACUUGUCAGUCGAUUACUUCAGUACUCACUUGUGCAUGAAGUUUUGGGUAUACCUUUUGACAAGAUUAUCAUUCACCGCACAGCUGAGGGAAAACCAUAUCUGAAAAAUAGUAUAGAUUUUCCAUUUUCAAAUUUCAACUUCAAUGUAUCACAUCAUGGAGAUUAUGUGGGCAUAGCAUCUGAGCCGCUGUGCCUUGUUGGUUUGGAUAUUGUUUCCAUUACAACCCCCAAGCAAGAAACAGAACUUGAGUUCAUCAAUAAUUUUUCGCCAUAUUUAACUGUUUUAGAGUGGAAGAACAUUGCGCAUGCUGGUAGUUCAGAAGAAAUGUUGGCUCAGUUCUACAGAUACUGGUGUCUGAAGGAAGCAUUUGUAAAAGCUAUUGGUGCUGGGUUGGGCUAUGGCUUGCGCAGAUUAGAAUUUCACCAUACAAACUGGACUGGCAUAUCUGUUUAUAUUGAUGGAGUUGAAUCAAAGAAAUGGAGGUUUUCACUUUCCAAGCUUGAUGAAAAACAUUGGGUGUCUAUAGCAAGCGGACUUCCAAAUAAAGCUGAUGAACUGUGUUGCAGCAAUUUGUCGCUUCCAGAGCUUGGAUUCACCUUCCGCACCGUGGAAGAACUCAUUUCAAAUGUUAAUUGAGGGAGCCUGAUAUUUACAUGAGGGUUUAGUCAAUUAGUAGUUCUUUAGCGGUCUAAUUGAGAUUCCAUUCAGUUGUCACAAGCAAGAUUUGUAGAACGAAUCUGAAUCUUUACUCUUUAUGUAUGAUAGCACCAUUGUUAGGCAUUUGCCCCUACUUUCAUGGCAGAUGACAAUUUAUGUAUGGAUAUUGUUAUACUCUCACAUAUCACUUAAUAUUCAAAGUUUUAUUUCAUUCAAUA